This is a messenger RNA of Ailuropoda melanoleuca (giant panda), 531 nucleotides long. Its product is annotated as sodium/myo-inositol cotransporter 2-like. NCBI's taxonomy places the organism in Eukaryota, Metazoa, Chordata, Mammalia, Carnivora, Ursidae. Gene Ontology annotation, molecular function: D-glucose:sodium symporter activity. Gene Ontology annotation, biological process: transmembrane transport. The record is from RefSeq and is a predicted model, not a curated record. Bases 199 to 516 code for a protein of 105 amino acids. The transcript has 2 exons. Gene Ontology annotation, cellular component: plasma membrane.
CAUGACCUGAGCCAAAGGCAGAUGCUUAACUGACUGAGCCACUCCUCUGUCCCCAUUUUCUCCUCCCUUCUUAAGUCUGUGAUUAAGAAGACCAUGGGGGCUGCUGCGUUUGGAGAGGACAGGGAGGGAAGGGGGAGGGCCAGUGCCCUGAGGCUGUGUGGGUGGUGACAGCUCAGCUCUGGCCCCCAGGUCACCACGAUGCCAGAAUACCUAAGGAAACGCUUUGGCGGCAGCAGGAUCCCUGUCACUCUGGCUGUGCUCUACCUGUUCAUUUACAUCUUCACCAAGAUCUCGGUGGACAUGUAUGCAGGCGCCAUUUUUAUCCAGCAGUCUCUGCACCUGGAUCUCUACCUGGCCAUAGUCGGACUGUUGGCCAUCACGGCUCUGUAUACUAUAGCAGGUGUGUCUGAACAAGGGGUGAUCCUUGAGAGGUUGUGGCCCCCCAAUCUUUUCCUGGCCCAUCUUCUGAUGUUCCCGUGUGUUAAAACCAUUCAUUCAUUACACCUCACUCCAUGACCCCAGAUAAGAUGA